Messenger RNA from Exaiptasia diaphana, 1530 nucleotides. RefSeq lists its product as uncharacterized. Bases 175 to 1359 code for a protein of 394 amino acids. The record is from RefSeq and is a predicted model, not a curated record. The transcript has 2 exons. NCBI's taxonomy places the organism in Eukaryota, Metazoa, Cnidaria, Anthozoa, Actiniaria, Aiptasiidae.
AUACAUAAUUAUAUGCAUAGUUAUAAUGACGUAAUCCUGUAAACCAGUCAUGCGAAUCAGUCAAUAAACAUGGCGCUCGACCACUUCAACAUGGUGUCAGAACGUUGAGGAUUUUCUCGCCGAAAUCAUCACGUUUUUCCAGAAAUAUUCAAGUCAAUCAAUUAGUAGUUUGCCAUGGAUAAGCUGCGAGGCUUACCGAUGCCGUCCAUGGACUGGACAGCCGGAAAUCUGCCAGAAACGUUUCGUAAAUUCAAGCGAAACUGCGAAAGCGUGUUCGCCGGACCGUUGAAUGACCAACAAGAAGAGGUCAAAGUCCACUACCUCAAAAUAUUCCUUGGUGAUCAAGGACAGGACAUCAUUGAAGGAUUCAACUUUUCAACAGACGAAAGCAAGAAGCUAGAAAACUACUGGUCAAAACUUCAAUYAUACGUCAAACCGAAGUCAAACUUUCGAGUAGCCAGAGCUCAACUUCGAGAACUUAAACAAAUGCCAGACGAAACAGUGGACAGUUUCAUGACCAGAGCCAGAAUACUCGUCGACGAUUGCGAGUAUAAAGACAAGGAAGAACAACUCAUCGAUGCACUCAUCUUUGGAGUUCUAUCAAAUGAUCUUCGAAGGAAAUUACUUACCAAAGAUAGCACUCUUAAACUCAUCGACGCCAUGAAGAUCGCACGUGCUGAGGAAGCUACACAAAAACAUGUCAACGCGCUUCAAGAAACCAAAACCAUUAAUUCAAUGAAGUCGACUCCCAAAGCUCAACAUUACUCUCAGAAAUCGUCAUCUACACGUCCUAAACACGAACAAGGAUGUCUAAACUGUGGAUUAUCUCACUCGAAGGAGACCACGUGUCCCGCCAGUAAAGACAACUGCAAUUUCUGUGGAAAGAAGGGACACUGGGAAAAAGUCUGCAUUACUAAGCAAUACCGCCAAAAAGGAACUAGACGUCCACAAGGUACUAGAAAGAAAAUUAAUUCACUUGAUGUUGAUGAAUCAGCUGAAUACUGCACUCUAGAUGAUCAAUCCAUUACAUUUGACACACUUCACUACUCUAGUCUUAUAAAUGAAGAGUUAUUUGCCACUGUCAAAAUUAAAGGAGAAAAGGGUCAAUACAACUUACGCUGCAAAGUUGACACCGGUAUACCUACCAGUGUAAUAUCCAAGAGAAUCUAUUGCCAACUCUACCCUAAUGAAUUUGAUGAAAAUGGAGUUCUUAAACAAGAUACUAAGAUUGUUCCUGCCAAAGUCAAGGUGAAAUCCUAUGGUGGAUCAGAACUCAGACACCUAGAACACUUUACUACUAUGAUAAGCCAUGGGCACGARGCGACUCAAGCCCAAUUUCUUGUGACCGAGACUGAUUAAACCCCAUUACUCGGUCUGCCUUCUCUACGUCAAUUGAACUUGAUUAAAGAGACUUGUCAAGAAACUUGCAGUCAAUGCAACACUCAGCCAGACAUAUGCCAGAUCAAAACACAAAGCAAUGACACAACACAACUGCCUGAAAUGUCAAAGGAAUUUCUCUUAAAGCAAUAC